This is a messenger RNA of Saccoglossus kowalevskii, 3402 nucleotides long. RefSeq names its product apoptosis-resistant E3 ubiquitin protein ligase 1-like. The record is from RefSeq and is a predicted model, not a curated record. Gene Ontology annotation, biological process: ubiquitin-dependent protein catabolic process; negative regulation of apoptotic process; protein polyubiquitination. Gene Ontology annotation, molecular function: protein binding; ubiquitin protein ligase activity. NCBI's taxonomy places the organism in Eukaryota, Metazoa, Hemichordata, Enteropneusta, Harrimaniidae. Gene Ontology annotation, cellular component: cytosol; cytoplasm.
AUGGGUGAGGAACAGUUUGGCAGAUGCCCUUUCAAGACGGCUUCGUCUCCAGAACACAGAGUGGCUGAUACCCCAGUGGAUUGUAAGUACCUUGAAGAAUUGGCUGGUAUUGAUGUAGAGACAAACACACGCUUCCAGCACUUAGAUACAGAUGCCAAAAUGUUGAUAUCUUUUGCCAUACAGCUAUUACAAGAUGAGUUAAAUAUGAAAGAAUGGCUUGAAGGAAAGGGACUACAAGAAUAUUUAGAUAGGAGCAAUUUAAAAGAAUUACACCAAGCAAAGAACCAAGUAGAUUUUAGAAGUGAAGCAUGGAGACAUUACGUUAGAGCAACGAGAACACCAAAGAUGACGUUUCUCAGCAUUAUCUUCAGUAUCAUCCUGUUUGUCAUACUUUUACCAAUAUUAAUAAUUAUCAUAUGCAAGAAUUUAUUGGAUAACCCUCGAUUGCUGUUUUCCACUUCACGUUCAAGAAGAACUCCGCAAACGAGACUAAACUCGGCAAGCUUUCUGAAUUAUAUCAUUGGUAGUUUUCUUGAUCCGAAUAAGUGUCGGGUUCAGUGGGGAUGGUCUGAUACACCCGUUGUCGGAGAUACACUAACAUUUACUAUCAGUUGUCAUAGAAACAAUGGUACACGGUAUCCAAUAUCAAGCCGAGACAACCUCAGUGUGAAUAUACACCUUGGUGAUCAUAAAAUUGAUCCCAUUGUGGAAAUAGGUAGCGAAGCAGAGAAAUCGUCCAAUAUGGCUAAAGUUACUUACACCGUACAUAGAGCAGGCCGGUAUGCGGUAUCUGUAAAACUAGGAGGCGUUGAUAUCUGCGGAAGUCCAUUUGAGAAAACUGUCAACCCAGGAGAGGUAGUUGCUUCUAACACGUCAUUUCUUCAGCAUAGUUCAACAUUUGUUGUAACUCAGGGAGAGUUCAAUGAAUUAGCGAUUGAACCAAGGGAUGAAUUUGGAAAUAUAUGUGAUCAGAAACUUGCGUCCACUUUUGAUAAUCCAUAUGAAAUUCAAGUAACUGAGGUAGGGGAACUGAAACCAGAAACAUUUUCACCAGUAUGGCAAGUCACAGAUGAAGUUAAAAAUAAAAUCAUGGUACAUAUCAAAAUGCCUCAUACAGGAUGUUACAAAGCUCUAGCUACUUAUCAAGGCAAAACACUUAAAAAUGGAGAAUUUAAUAUUCUUGUACUUAAUGAAACUGAUGCUGGCAAGGUGAAAAAGAAUGUUGCCAAAAAGAGUCUUAAUAUUUGGUAUGAAGCCUAUUUACUUCGGUCAAACAAUGAAAGACAUAGAAAGCUGAAAAAAGUGUUUUGUUACAUAUCUCCUAAACAACUUACAAUCAAAGAAUUCUAUUUAAGGAUAAUACCCAAGAGACUUUAUACAUUUAGAGUGUGCCCAGCAACGAAGUUUCAAUUUUUUGGAGUAAACAACGAAUCUGGGCAUCCUAUGUUCACAAUUGAUGAUGGUUCACAGCCACAAUUAGAAUUGGCUAGCAAGGAGAGGGAUAUAUUGGCUGCAACGUUUACUCAGUUCCUUCUCAAAAAUAUUGGUGGAUCGGAAACCUUUCAUGAUAAGCAGGAUUUUUUCUUUCGUGAAGUGAGACAAAUUCACACUAGAAGAAAUCGCUCAAAGAUGAACUUGACAAUCAAAAGAUCUGAAAUUUUAGAAAGUUCUAUGAAGGCUACCAAGUAUUUCACAACUUCUGAUUGGUGCAAACACAUGGAGAUAACAUUUGUUGGAGAAGAAGGACUUGAUUGGGGUGGAGUUAGAAGAGAAUGGUUUGAAAUUUUGUGUUUGGCUUUGUUUUCUCCAGAAAAUCAUUUAUUUACUAGAUUUAAAGAAGACAACCAGGGACUAGUGCAUCCAAACCCUAAUAGACCACAUCAUCUAGCAAAACAGAAGUACUUUGAGUUUGCAGGCAAGAUAGUGGGUAAAUGUUUGUAUGAAUCUGCAAUGGGACUUGGAUACAGACAGUUAGUGAAAGCCAGAUUCACUAGAUCAUUCUUAGCACAGUUAAUUGGACUUAGAGUUAACUACAGGUAUUUUGAAACUGAUGAUCCUGAUACCUAUGUUACCAAAAUCAAAUACAUUGAAGAAAAUGACGUAGACAACUUAGAUUUGGUGUUUGCUGAAGAAGAAUAUAACUCACUUGGUGAAGUUGAAAAGAUUGUUGAACUGUUGCCAGAUGGAUCUAAUAUUCCUGUAACCAAUCAAAACAAGAUGCGAUAUUUAAACAUGCUGGCACACUAUAAAUUUACUAAUAGUGUCUCAGAUGAAAUUGAACACUUUUUGAAAGGAUUAAAUGACAUCAUACCAGAUCAUCUUUUAAGCAUAUUUGAUGAGAAUGAAUUGGAAUUGCUGAUGUGUGGCAGUAGUUCAUUUGACUUGGAUGACUUCAAAAGGAAUUGUGUCAUUAAUUCUGGCGGUGGUUAUAACUUCAGAAAGAUCAUUGGUUGGUUUUGGACCAUAGUUGCCAGUUUUACCCAAGAAGAGAUGGCAAGGCUGUUACAGUUUACGACAGGAUGUUCCCAGCUACCACCAGGUGGUUUCUCUGACCUGUCUCCAAGAUUUCAAAUCAGUGCAUCACCCACCUAUUGUACUCUGCCUACUGCACAUACAUGUUUCAACCAAUUGUGCCUACCCAGUUAUGACAGUAUUGAACAAAUGCAGAAAGCGUUAUUAGUUGCCAUCAAUGAAGGGUCUGAAGGUUUUGGUCUAGUGUGACGUUACCCACUGAUGUCAUUCCAGUAUGGUGUGAUGACACAUAUGCUGGUUGUACUCUGUUUUGACCAGCUCUGGCAUGGUUACAGUAUAUUUACAAUUUUAUCGAAUCACAUCUAUUCUCUGUGUAUUUGUUGCCCCCAGCAUAGCUACUAAGUGCACUGCCUAUUGUGUAUAUAUAACUGGUGAAGUUCAUUGAUUUCCAAACAAGUGCAUGUAUUAACAUAUGAAAGACCUUUUUACGCAGCAGUGUACAUUCUACAAAGACAGCAGUGUUGAUGGCUCAGGGAGACCACAAAUAUUCUAGAGCAAUAGUAUAUAACAAAAUGUGAUUAAAGUUAGUCUGUUUGAUUAUCUGUGCGUCCUUUUAUUCAUGAAACAAUAGUUGGUGUGCUUAUGUUGGUCUCUUUGAAGUCAUAAUCAUAUCAGUUGGAUCUGUAAGUCGGUCUGAGACAAUUGCACAAUACCCCAUGCACACUUGCAUGACUGAACUAACAGAUGUAUUCAUGUAUUCAUUCUGAUUUUAAGAAAACUUUGAUUGGCAGCACAGAUAAUCAAUUUCAUAAAUUGUAUAUUUCUAAGUUAGUCAAGCGUCCUCAACAUUUCUGUACCUGCAGAGGCUGUACAGAAUUACCUAUUACCGGUAACAACUUUAUUCAACCUAAAUUUCAUCUUUUCCUGAUA